UUGAAAUAGAUGUAUGUAAUAGCUUGCAAGCUAAUAAACAAACUAAUGAGGUCGCUGUGCAAGUUAGCAAUGAAACCCAUGAGAUUGGUGUUCAAGUAUCUGAUAAUAUGUUGCAUACUCUCGAAGCUCGUAUUAAUCUACUUCAAUUACAGUUAAAUUUGAAAAUAAAUGAGGUAGAAGACCUUAAAAAACAACUAGAAUAUGCGUACGAUUAUGUAAUAGAAAGUUGGGAUCAU
Molecule: messenger RNA, 236 nt
Organism: Dentiscutata heterogama
Lineage: Eukaryota; Fungi; Glomeromycota; Glomeromycetes; Diversisporales; Gigasporaceae
Source: the annotation of a GenBank genome assembly